Saxophila tyrrhenica is the source of this 2436-nucleotide messenger RNA. RefSeq lists its product as uncharacterized. Gene Ontology annotation, molecular function: protein binding; ADP binding. NCBI's taxonomy places the organism in Eukaryota, Fungi, Ascomycota, Dothideomycetes, Mycosphaerellales, Extremaceae. The transcript is spliced from 4 exons. The record is from RefSeq and is a predicted model, not a curated record. Bases 1 to 2436 code for a protein of 811 amino acids.
AUGGUGACAACGGCUGCUAACCUACAUCUAGUAGUCAACUCAGAAACAAUACCUUCUACAGCGCCAAGUCAUGAUCCAAUAUCAUUGUCAGGAACGAACACUGCGGCGAAGGAUCCUUUGUUGCCCUGCUUUUCGGUCUUGUGGGAGAAGAAUGGAAACUUUCACGGUCGGCGGCCGAUCCUUGAGCGACUGAGAAAUGCUCUAGCUCCCGCAGAGGACACAAGCGGCAGUCUGACGGGAACCGAACGGUCUGGUCCACGUUGUGUCACGCUCUCAGGGCCAGGAGGUAUAGGCAAGACACAGGUGGCUGUCCAAUUCGUUUACGAGCACGAACCUUCUUUCGACGCCGUGCUCUGGGUGUAUGCCGAUGAUGCAACCAAGCUUGCUCGAUCAUACGCUCGUAUCGCGACUGAUCUUGGUCUUGUUGAUUCAGGCUCAACUGACGCACAAGACGAAGUUCUCACAAGAGGUUACCUUCUCAACUGGCUCAACCAACCAUAUCGAUCACUGGGAAACCGAGAAAACGAGCGGGCGACAGAAGCUUCGUGGCUAAUCGUUUUCGACAACGCUGACAACAUUGACCUCUUGCAUGAUUACUGGCCACAUGGCUCUGGAUCAAUCCUCGUGACUAGCAGAGACCCUCUUCUGGACAUGCAAUUCCACCACUCAUCGAGCUUUCGCGAAGUCCUGCCGGUCUUCGAUGAGGACGAAUCAGUAGAUUUACUGCUCAAGCUCACUCGUCGUGGCGAAGACGAGGAUGACCCUGGCGCUGUACAUGCAGCAGCCAAUGUUCUUGGAGGCAUCCCUCUGGCCGUGGCUCAAAUGGCUGGCUCCAUUGUGCGUAGAGACAUAACAUUCACCGAGUUCGUUCAGGAAUACAACGAUCCACGAUCCCAUCCAAAACUCUUUAGUCAGCCGGCCGGCCAUGCACAAGCUCCAAAUUAUGAACACACCAUUUUCUCAGUGUGGGCUCUGGAUGAGCUGAAGCACAGCACCUGUCUGUUAGAUAUACUGGCGUUCCUAGAUCCUGAUUACAUCCCGGAGUACAUUCUCUUAGGAGUCAAUGGGACUGGAAGUGAAGCAAGCAAGGACAUACAUGGAUUUCCAGGAUCUAUACCAGAGUACAUCGAAGCUCGAGCCGAGCUGUUGCAAGCCUCGUUGGUCUCAAGAGAUCGGAGUGCGAAGAAGCUGUUCAUGCACAGACUGAUACAAGACACGGUGAUCUCCAGGAUGAGCGAAGAGCGAUACAGCUCAGUCUAUGUUUCAGCGUUGCAGCUGAUCUCGUGCGUGUGGGAUUACGAGGAAGACUUCGGCUUUAUCAAGGAAGAGGCUGCACGUUGGCGGCGCUGCGAGGAGCUGUACAGUCAUGUCCUCCAUCUCAGGAAUCUCUCUUCGCGGCUUGCGGCUCCGACAAUCAUUUCAGAAGCAAAUUUGCAGCCGCCGAAAGUGGUCUUAGCAGCAGCGUGGCUUGGUAUAGGGCGCGGCGACUACGUUGAGGCGGGAAAGUUGAUACAACUGACCGAGAAGCUGUGCAAGGCCUUACAGGUCGAUGAGUCAGUCUUUGCCGAAGAAAGCAGUACGAAGCAAGAGUUUGACGAGCUAGUACUUCAACUGCCGUUUCAUCGAGGUGCACUGGCGCACCAUACCAACGAGCCGAGAGUGGCGCUUGACGAACUGAAGACUUACAUCCGCCUGCUGGACAAGAAGCCUAAGCGAAGGCAGACUGCGGCCUGGCGGCAGCAAAUGGCUAUCGGUCUUAACGAUCUUGGCGUGUCUUACUUACAGAAUGAUGAUGCCGUGAAGGCCGAGGACUAUUUGGAGCAAUCCAUCGCGAUACUAGGAGAGCUGUCUGACAUCAGCCCGAACACCAUCUCGAUGCCGCAAAUAAACCUAGGGUUUGCUUUUUCGUUACAGGGACGACACGAGGAAGCGGCAGACAUGUUUGAACGAACGCUGGUCAAACGAGAACAGAACUAUGGCCGGGACGACGUGCGAUCGUUUGCGCUUGGGAAACUGUUGCUUGGGUAUGGCAACGUCAAGGCCGCCCAACACAAGUUCGACGAGAGUCUGGAGCUACACGAGCGCUGCUUGAAACAAUACAAGGGCUCGGUUGGCGCCCACCACCAUCGCACAGGGGAUGCCUGUGUUCAUGUCGCCAAUCACUACCUGCGACUGCACAAGUUCGACGACGCACUUGUCCUGCUGGAUCAGGCAGGUAGGAUAUUUCGAGGCCGAUCACACUUCCGACCUGAGGAUGCGAGGGUGUGCUACAAGCGUUGGAAAACACUUCUAGCCCUAGGCCGGCUGGACGAAGCGCGGUUUUGUGGCAACACGGCCUUGCGGCUGUAUCAGGCCAUGACUUCGGACGAUGACCGGCAGCUGGAAGCAUUGAGUGAGGAUGAUUUUGAUAAACGCAUCAUGUUUUGGUCCCGAUGA